UAUAGAAAUAUCACUGUUAAAAUAGUUUUCAAUACAUCAAUUAUAGAGCAGUAUAGAAAUACCACUGUUAAAAUAGUUCUCAAUACAUCAAUUGUAGAGCAGUAUAGAAAUACCACUGUUAAAAUAGUUCUGAAUACAUCAAUUAUAGAGCAGUAUAGAAAUACUACUGUUAAAAUAGUUCUCAAUACAUCAAUUAUAGAGCAGUAUAGAAAUACCACUGUUAAAAUAGUUCUCAAUACAUCAAUUAUAGAGCAGUAUAGAAAUACCACUGUUAAAAUGGUGUUCAAUACAUCAAUUGUAGAGCAAUAUAGAAAUAUCACUGUUAAAAUAGUUCUCAAUACAUCAAUUAUAGAGCAGUAUAGAAAUACCACUGUUAAAAUAGUGCUCAAUACAUCAAUUGUAGAGCAAUAUAGAAAUACCACUGUUAAAAUAGUUCUGAAUACAUCAAUUAUAGAGCAGUAUAGAAAUACUACUGUUAAAAUAGUUCUCAAUACAUCAAUUAUAGAGCAGUAUAGAAAUACCACUGUUAAAAUAAUACUCAAUAAAUCAAUUUUAGAGUGA
This is a messenger RNA of Lottia gigantea (owl limpet), 561 nucleotides long. RefSeq lists its product as hypothetical. The record is from RefSeq and is a predicted model, not a curated record. Lineage: Eukaryota; Metazoa; Mollusca; Gastropoda; Lottiidae. The annotation marks the transcript as partial. The transcript has a single exon.